CUGAGUCAGAAGAAGUGCUUAGUGAAGGAUCUGAGGAGGUUUCGGAAGCAGUUAGAAAAAGAAGCAGGAAAGCUUGAGGCAACAAAAUGUGCCUUUAUUCCAAAGACCUUCAAAAUGCCUUCAGAGUAGUAUUUGUUUGUGGAAGAGUUUCGCAAGAAUCCUGGCAUCGCUUGGAUUGUGAAACUGGUUGGCAGGUCACAAGGUGAAGGAAUGUUCCUGUUCCGAAAACCGAAGGAUAUCAUUGAUUGCCUCCGGAGCGUUCCGAGGGCGAUUAUCGGUGAUGAAGGCUGCUUCGAGCUCUAUGGCUGGGACAUCCUGAUCCGUCAGGAUCCGAAACUCUGCCUUCUGGAGGUAAAUGCUUCACCUUCCCUCGCUGCCAGUGGCCGGGAAGACUAUGAACUCAAGUGUCAGCUUCUCAAAGGCACCCUCGUGGUGGACAGGGAGAGCAGGCUGCCAGGGAAGGAGAAGCGUGUUGGGGGCUUUGACCUGAUACAGAACAAUGGGCCUGUCAGCAGAGGGGGAGACCUGGGUGCUCCAGUGAAUGAGAACAUCACGGCAAACACACAUUUAGGGUGCCCUGCCCAUGCCCCUGAGCUAUGGGAGGAAGAGGAGAGCACACACCUUUCACUGGAGAACAAAAGAACAAGAACAGGGUGCUACGAUGACAGGAAGAAACUGAAGCAGCUUUUCAGGAAUCUUCCCGCGCAGCAGAAAGCGUAA
This is a messenger RNA of Tauraco erythrolophus (red-crested turaco), 720 nucleotides long. The record is from RefSeq and is a predicted model, not a curated record. NCBI's taxonomy places the organism in Eukaryota, Metazoa, Chordata, Aves, Musophagiformes, Musophagidae.